Molecule: messenger RNA, 1125 nt
Organism: Erigeron canadensis
Lineage: Eukaryota; Viridiplantae; Streptophyta; Magnoliopsida; Asterales; Asteraceae
Product: 24-methylenesterol C-methyltransferase 2-like
Exons: 1
Coding region: 18-1094 (358 amino acids)
Biological process (GO): steroid biosynthetic process
Molecular function (GO): S-adenosylmethionine-dependent methyltransferase activity
Source: RefSeq, a predicted model, not a curated record
UUUCUUUACAAUCGAUCAUGGGCACCAUCGCCAUUACUUGUAUUUCUUCCGUUCUUGCUGCUGGCGGCCUUUGCUGGUUGCUAUUCAAGCUCGGGCCGAAAAAACGAGACAAAAAACACUCCUCUUUAGGAUCCGUCGACCGCGAACAAGUGCAAGAGAGUUUCAAUAACUACUCUUCUUUCUUCAACCAUCCUAAAAAAAUCCAAAGUCUCGAAAAAGUCCCUGAAGUUGUAGAUUCUUUCUACAACCUCGUUACCGAAAUCUACGAAUGGGGAUGGGGCGACUCGUUUCAUUUUGCUCCAACAAUACCUGGAAAAUCGAAGAACGAAUCCAUUAGAGUAUACCAAGACACGAUCGCCGAUCUAAUGAGAGUAAAACCGGGCCAAACGAUACUAGACGUUGGAUGUGGGGUGGGUGGCCCGAUGCGUGCAAUUGCUACUCAUUCGGGUUGUAAUGUUGUUGGAAUCACGAUAAAUGAGUAUCAAGUGAAGAAAGCAAAUUCACAAAACAAAAAAUUCGGAAUGGAGAAACAAUGUGAAGUUAUUCAAGGGAACUUUUUAAAAAUGACUUUUCAAGGCGACACUUUUGAUGGGGCCUACUCUAUUGAUGCAACUGUUCAUGCACCAAAUUUAGUGGAUGUUUAUAGCGAGAUUUUUCGGGUUUUGAAGCCUGGAUCGAUGUACGUUUCAAAUGAAUGGGUGACUACUGAUGUGUACAAUAUUGAAGACCCAGAACACGUGAAAAUUGUGGAAGGGAUCGAAAAGGCUAAUGCCUUUCCGGGGUUGAGGAAAUAUUUUGAUAUUGGUGACGCUGCCAAAAAGGCGGGGUUUGAGGUGGUGAUGGAGAAAGAUUACGCAAAGCCACCCGCGAAACCAUGGUGGCUAAGCUUGCAAAUGGGAAAAUUUGACGUGUGGAGGAGCCGUAUAACGAUUAUGGUCCUCGAGAGGCUAAGAAUUAUGCCCAAGGGCACGCUUUAUGUUCACGAUAUGCGGAUGCAAAUGACUGAUUAUAUUCGGGGAGCUGAAAUGGGCAUUUUUAGUCCUUUGUAUAUAAUCCUUUGUAGAAAACCCGAGAAAACGGAACCUGAAGCUUAAUUAAGCAUCAUCUGUUUUGAUAUUGAAAGAA